Copidosoma floridanum is the source of this 4169-nucleotide messenger RNA. RefSeq lists its product as uncharacterized. The record is from RefSeq and is a predicted model, not a curated record. Gene Ontology annotation, biological process: actomyosin contractile ring assembly; mitotic cytokinesis; septin ring organization. Gene Ontology annotation, cellular component: actomyosin contractile ring. NCBI's taxonomy places the organism in Eukaryota, Metazoa, Arthropoda, Insecta, Hymenoptera, Encyrtidae.
UGUACUCAUAUGUACCACGUUCGUUUGGUAAUCUCUCGGGUGCUCAAGACAUAUACCAGUUUAACUGUAUAAAUGGUAGUGUACAUUUCAAGCCGAUCGGUCAAUUACUUGAUUACGUCAACUGUUGUUUAUUUUUAUAAAUUUAUGUUCAACCAUCACGACUUCACCUGUAAACUAAAUUCCACACAUUCAGUGGUUCUUCAUGGUCAUAUCACAGAUAAAGCAGGUAGGAAGUCAGCAAACGGAUUAGAAAAUCAUGAAGGACAAGGACGAAUUGUACGUUCAACGCUUGAUUAAUCGGAACUCGAGGCGUGACAGCAUGAAUUCCACCCAAUCCGCGAUGCAACGGAGGGUCAGCAUUGUUGAGUUGAUGAUAAACAAUAACAACGACACGAAAAAUGAAAAUAGAUGUCCGGAAAGCGAUUCCAGUUGUGAUUUCACUGAAAAGGUGAUGUCUGACUCCUCGAGUGCCAUCGAUAUGUACCCUUUUAUCAACAAAUCGACCCUCAAGGUAACUCUGUCCAAGAGAAAAUGCCCCAUCAGAACGAAGAAGUCUACGACUUUGAGUGAAACAAUCACCGAGAGCAGCAGCAGAGACUCUUUGCUCGCAAACAGCUCUCCCUCGCAUAGCCGGCCCCGCAAGUCGAUUCACAAGACACGCCCCGUCAAGCCGAUACGCGUCGGAGUUCGUCGACAAGAACUCGAAACCCGCUCCCGGGGCUCCCCAUCUAAGCAGAAUUGGUUCUCCAAGGACACGCUGCUACAGCUGAUGGCUGAAAAAACGUCACGCCCUGCUAUCGAGCGACAUGCCCUAGGCGAGUCUCGGGACUCUCUAUUUUGCCCAAGAAAAUUGAGUGACCAGAGACUUUCUCUUGACGUCCGAGAGACAACGACGACGACGGGAGCGCUGAUACAUCCCGACUUUCUGCCAACAGUAGCAGCUAAUGUGGACAAUGAAGUCACGACAACGAGCCUAAUUGACUCGGUCGAAGAGUUUAUUCACGUCUCCAGCGACAAAAGAAAAUGCAGCAUGUUUUCGGAUAAUGUGAUCUCUAGCAUGGAUUUCCAGUACAAUCAGUGUCGAAACGCCCAUGACCUCGAGAACCAGGACGCUGACUCGGGCGUUUCACUUGCCAAGUGGGUACGCGACGCAUGCGGUAGCACUUCGUCGGAUCCAUCUACAAGCGAUGUCAUCCACCUACAAGCUGAACUAUUGCCCGAAAGCGAGCGUAUGUCGGAGCCCGAAUCCGACUCGAUGGACUCGGAUGGAUCUUUCACCAAAUAUUUGGCUGAUCCGGUCAACAAAAAAAUAAGUCAGCAAUUGUUCGUCAAAGACUACGAUCUGGAGGAGGAAUUUGCCAAAGGCAACGCCGAACUGCUGCGCCAGGGACCCGAUCAGUUCUUCAACAUCCGACUUCUCGAAACACUCGAACCCAAAGUGACGCCCGUCAAGCCUAAAAUCACGAGACAGUGUGAUUCGGUGGAAGAUUAUCGGUCAUCUGAUGCUCAAACUGAGCAAAUAUCUUGGGAAAUAUCUAUGCUGUCAAAGGAAAUCAGAGCUUUGGACGAGGAGAUAAGAAAACUAGAUAUCAAAGAAUCGGUGAUUAAGGAGGCUGAGGCGAACCCAAUGACUGAGGCUGAAAUUUUCGGAACACUCAACCAGCACUGUAAUAGACAGUUCCAUGAUAAUGAGACGAAGCCUGAAUUUUUCACUCCUAUGCUGCAUCUAUGUCUGUACACAGAUACACCGUAUUUUGGCGCGUCUAAAGCACCCCUAAGAUCUCCAUCGCCUAUCCAGUCACGUGAGUCGGUAGAUCCGACGCUUGAAAAACCGGCACAAGGCAAAAUUUACGAUAUACCGAUCACGAGUGCACAACUGAAGGCCGUAGAACGAAUACAAGCUGACGGCAAGUCGGCAAACUUUAUAGACAAUCUCACGCCCCAUGGAAAAUUUCGGCAGCCUCCUUGCCACGAGUCCACAUUUGUUGAAGCGGAAGCCGUGGCAAAGUCACCGACGCUCUCCCAAGUCAAUAGCACCAUCUCCAGCAUCAUGCCCAAUACGCCUCCGUGCACUAACGAGAGAAUUAUUACUGUUGAUAAAAUGAGUGCACAGGAACGGAAUCUCGAAGAUCGGCUAGAAUCCGUGCACGAGUCCCUCAAACAUAACGAAAAUGCAACAAAGCAUGAAAAAUAUGAGAUGACCAUACCUGAAGAGGUGGAGAACUUUUUGUACAACGCCCUUGGUACUGAGCACUACGUUUCGAUCAACACCAACACGGACCAGUCCAACAGAAUAAGCAAUUCGAUCAUCAUCGACGGCUCUGGCUCUGAUUUAUUCAAACCUGCUGACUACCAGGCUCCAUGUACAAAAAGCUUGAACAGCGAGACGUUGAGUAACCGGUCGCGAGCGUUCAACAGAUUGAAGACAUUUUCUCAUAGACUCAAAAAGAAACUUCGCAGAACCGUGAUGAAGCCCGAUAAUUCGUGCGAGCUGACGACCGAAUUGAUCGAAGUGAGCCCGAGUUUACACGAGAAGGUUCAAGCCCUGAGGGCCCAUGUGGAGGUUCAGCAGACUCUCAUAUUUCAGGCAGCAAAGGCUCUGUCCUUGUGCUGCUCUAUGCCUGAGUUCAUCGCUAGCCUUGAGCGUGUCGAGUCCGAACGGGCCCUCCUUCUUGCAAAACUACGCAACCAAGCCUACCUAGAUGAGAUUGUCCAGUUGACGUCUAAAGGAUACUGUGCCGAGUUAAAUCAGCAUCAAUUUUCAGCCCAAAGCGACCUCGAGCUCAGAGACAUUAAACUGAAACUGCGCGAAAACAUCAUAAAGCACGAACGUCUCGGUAACGGGAUGGUUGAGUGGUUCUUGCUCGUAGUAAGCGAGGGCCAACGCGUCUGGGCCAGCCGAGCCAUUUGCUACUCCAGGUCGUCACCCCAACUUUCCUUCCCUGAUAGCUUCGUCAUUGGCGAACUCGAUCCCAAUUUUAGAGUUACCAUCCGCGUCUACAGCCUCCAGCUGCGCCAGCAGAAUAACUUUGACCACGACGAACGCUAUCAUUUGCAGAGGCACCAACAAAAUUUUGACAACAGCUAUGUGAGCUGUCCCGCUCACCUGCUGCGCAAUAAUUUGAUGCGAUCACGAAGGACGUCGGUGAUGAGCACUAUGGGGCCCAGACAGGAGAACAUCAACGUGGCCACCAAGAAUUCCUCGUUCAUAGAGUGUGGCAAUCUCGAGCUCACUCUCCGGGACAUCCGGACCAUGCCACCCUGGAACCUCAAAGCGGUGCCAUCUAACAGUGCUCUGUACGGAACGAUCGAAAUGAAGGCAGAGUGCAAAAUAAAGCUAAUAUCGAUCGACGGUUUUGUAAAUUUCGGUGAGGAGGUCCAAGGUCAAGUCUAUUGGACGCGAUUCUAUUGCGCACUCGAGAAUCACUAUCUUUUCUUCUGGAAAUAUCCGCACAACCGGGAUGUUGGGGCUCUGCCAGAACGUACGAUCGACUUAUCCCGCUGUACUACUCAACGCGUCGAGUUAGUCGAUCGCUCUCUUUGCGCUCGACCGAAAACUUUGCUCAUUGCGACGGCCCGGAGUCGACGGGACAGUCUCGAUGCCGACACGACUUUUAUGCAAUGCAGGGGAAAAUCUACCAUCGUUGGGACACUGAUAGCUUUUGACGAAAAAGACGAGUUAGCAGAGUGGCAAGAGAAACUAAAUUACGUUGUCUCUGUUCUCCGAGCGUGGAUCGGUGUUGUAGAGGUUUAGUGAUUUUGGUCAAUAAUCAUAAUCAUCGAGCCGAAGCCUUGCGAAAAAGAGGUUGGCAACGGUCAUGCGAGGAAAUCUUUGAUGUAAUAUUAACUGUCGCAGCACUACCAUUGGUUUUUGCGACAGCGUAAUUUACACAAAUGCAUGUAUUAUUUAAAAGAAAAAAAUUAGAUUAAGUGAAUUUGGAAUUUUAAAGAACUUUCUUGAAGCCAUUUAAAAAUUAAAAUUUAAGAAAUAAAUGAUUAUCAGAGAUAAGCAGUCGAGUAUUUUGAAUCAUGUAUAUACAUAUAUCUUUGACAAUAUUUUAGUGACAAGUCAUGUAAAAUACUAGCCCCUGAAUGCUCAUCUAUAAAAUGUAUAAAAUGCAUAUUUGAUAAAUUUUUAUGGGAUCUUAAGUUCACAAAUUGACAAAAUA